AUGGCUCACUGUUUUGUCAGCGAUUUUUGGCCCCCUUCUGUUCAAUCCUCAUGGGUGGAUAGAUGUCAUUCUUGGCCCCCGCCUCAUGUUGUUCAAGACAUCAUCCAAAAUGGAUGUCACCUUGUAGCAAUAGGGCACAAAAAAGGAAAGCUUAAGGAAGUUAGAUGGAGAAUUUCAUUCUCAUGUGCUGAGGAAAAACUUGUGCACUCAGUGAAUCAUUGCCAAUUCUUAACUUAUCGCUUACUUAAGCUGUUCUUAAAAGACGUAGUUAAUAGUGGCGUGGAUGACGAUGACAAAUUAUUAUCUUCCUAUCACAUGAAGACAUUAAUGUUUUGGAUAAUUCAACAAAAUACAAUACCAGUUUGGUGUCCACAAAAUCUCCUGCAGUGUUUCUGGACCUGUUUUGAACUUCUUCUGAAAUGGGUUUCUAAGAGAAUUUGUCCUAACUUCUUUAUUCCAGAAAACAACUUGUUCCUAAGUAACAUCCACGAGGAAGCUCAAAGAAAUUUGUUAGACAGAUUGAAUUCCAUACGCAAUAGAGGUUUAGUAUCGCUGUUUUACAGUCCUUUUAUGGGGCACAUUUUAACGGGUCUUAAUGAUCAAACAAUAUUCAUUUGUACAGAAGAGCAGGCGUUAAUUUCCGAGGAUGAAUAUGAUCUAGAACUAUUUAAGCAGGCUAGCUUUUAUGAUUGUACUAUCAACUGCAUUAAUCUAUAUUACAGAAUGAAAUAUCUGAAUUUAAUAGAACAGUUGAUAACUUAUCCUCAAACACAGCCCAGAUUUGCAGUGUUACAAAAACUUACAGUCAUCAUCCUUCGGAAAAAUGCGUUUGAAAUCUCAUUUAAUACAAGUGGUAAUAAAAAGCUGUAUAUUGUUGACAGAAUGUCCUGUCACAUGCUAAAAUUAGCAGCUAAAUUUGGUUGUAUAUCAGACAUGCUGUACAUUGCAAUAUAUUAUUACCGGACACUUAGAUACCAGGACGCUUUAAAGGUUAUAAACACAACAAAGGUUAAACUAGCGAAGCCAUAUGUGAUGUACCAUACAACUCGAAAUGAAGAGAGGUACUGUGACGCUGUAGGGGGACAAUCAUGGUCUACGAAAUUAAGACAGGCAUUGGCAUGGCAUAUCAGGCUUGAUUUAAAAAUCUGUUACAUGAACAUGAUGAAUGAAUUAAUACCAGAACUACAGUGUUGCUUUAUUUUUGGUAAUCAUUUGUUUUGUUACACUUGCCAGAGUUCUUAUGCUAUAGACAAAAGGAUACAACGAAAGCACAAAAAGCACUGGAUGAUCUCGGGAUCCUACUUUACGAUGAUCAUGACAUGUAUCUAUACUGCCCUCUCAACGACUUAUCAUGGCAGGUCUUGGGAAUUUGUGAACAGAUUGCAGGGAAGUUUAGAGCUGCUUUUAUUCCUACCAACGAUCUUACAGGCAAUUUCCGACUCACGAUUUAAAAAAUGUUUCAUUGAUGAGAAUACACAGUAUCGUUGGACAAAUAUAUGAGU
Saccostrea cuccullata (small rock oyster) is the source of this 1502-nucleotide messenger RNA. RefSeq lists its product as uncharacterized. NCBI's taxonomy places the organism in Eukaryota, Metazoa, Mollusca, Bivalvia, Ostreida, Ostreidae. The record is from RefSeq and is a predicted model, not a curated record. Bases 1 to 1500 code for a protein of 499 amino acids. The transcript has a single exon.